UCUUUCACACGUGAGCAUAACUGACCAUGAGGCAUGGCCACACAUUAUUAAGAUGUUAGUAGUAGUAGUAGUAAAAGUAGUAGGUGGUAGUUUAUCUGUCUUAGGGAGAGAAAAUAGGGAUGAAAAUGAGCAGGAACCUUGACUGUACCAGAGUUAGCAUCUAACAAAGUAACAGUUUUGAACAUUGAAUACAUUCCAGUAUGUCAUUGGAUACUAUGUAGAGGGGAGGAGCUGAAAAGUUCAUUACUACCCAUUUUUGUCUUACUUCAGUGAUCCUAAAGGAAGAUAAAAAAGAGGACGUAAGAAAAGUUGUAAGCAAGGCAUCAACCUAACUAUACAUUUCUGUUACUUUUUUUACGCUUUGUAUUGUUCACAUGUAGAAAAAACCAUCAUAAAAAAAUCACAGCUACAAAACUUCAAGAAAAAUGGCAUCAAACAACUCUUUUAUCCUCCUUCCUGAAACUGAAGCCACGAGCAAAAAUGACAAAACCACAGUGGAUGUUGAUGCUAUUAUGAACAACAUCACAAUUGUUUUUUACACAAUCACUGUAUUUUUGGGCACUAUUGGAAAUGCGGUGGUCAUCUGGAUGUCCGGAUUCCGUCUAAAAGCCAACGUCACCAAUGUCUGGCUGGUCAACCUGGCUGUAGCAGACCUGAUUUUCUGUCUCACUCGUGUUACUUCAUUGAUUAAGAAACUCUUCUAUGAAUUUUGGCCCUUUGGCUGGUUUCUCUGCAAGUUCAAUGGAUUCUUCAAGUACGCCAAUAUGUUCUGCAGUGUUUUCAUCCUGGCCAUCAUUAGUCUGGAUCGGGCAAUUUGUGUUUGGCAACCAGUGUUCAGCAGGCAGCGGAGAACUGUAUGUGCAGCUAGACUCAUUAGCGUUGGGGUUUGGACAGUGGCAGUGAUCUUCAGUGCACCAUAUUAUGUGUACCGACAAGUGUAUAUUGGAAAGAAGAACUUAAGCAAGUGCUCCAUGGAGGUGCCACAGAUAUCUGAAGCUGACAACAGAGUUAAGAUGGCCUUGUACAGUAUUCGCUUCUUAUGUGGAUUUUUGUUGCCUUUCCUCAUCAUCCUGACCUGCUAUGUACUAGCUGGUUUAGGAAUACGGCGAACACGGAUCAUUCGCAAAUCACGGCCCCUUCGAAUUCUUUUGGGAUUGGUCUGUGCAUUCUUCCUGUGCUGGGGGCCUUACCACUUUCUCCUAUUGGUCAAAAUGGUUGACAGCAAGAGCCAAGCAGUAAAAGUGGGCCUGCCCAUAGCUAAGGGUAUAGCUUAUUUCAACAGCUGUGUUAACCCAAUUUUGUACUUCUUUAUGGGGCUGGACAAGAGACUGCGCUUUAAUCAAAGCCUGUCUCGGGUCUAUGCUAGAGCCCUAGCUGAAGACUUUGAGGUACAAACUUCACAGUCUAAAGAUUGCACAGGAACAAUGGAUGCCACUGCAGAAGCAUUGCAAGAGUCAUAGUGGCAGGGAAGUAGAUGUUUGUAAGAAUGGUUGAAAAAAAUCUACACAGUAAUUGGAAGAAGAAAAAACAUCAGUUUAUACAUAUUAGUUAUGUUUUUAAUGUACCUUUCAUUUCCAAUAUUAUACCUGUACGUACAAUAUUUGCUGAAGUUCAUGGUUUAUUCAUUUUAAAUAAUGCAUUAAGUAAUAACAGUUAAGAAAACAUUCAUUUAAAGUAUUGCCAACAACAAGAUUUCAACAUUAUGUCUAGGAAUAAUAACUAGUUUUACAAACAAUGCUUAAUUUAAUUCUUAUUAGGAUAUAUUAUAUUUUGAUAAUGCUCAUGGGCAAGUUUGUUCAAAACAAUAUUUAAAAAAAUAAUAAGAAAGACACUGAGACUGACAUCAAGGACCCCAUAAAACGUAUAUAAAGUUUGUUUUCUUGAUUUAAAAUUUAAAUUGAUAUUUAUCCUUAACGUGCAAGCCAGAGGCAACAGUGGCAAGAAAAAUAUACCAAGAGAUGAUAUGAUGAACAACUCUUCAGAGGAACCAGAGUCAAAGGGGAAGCUACAGAGUGUGAUUAAAUAAUUUCCUUAAACAACUAUAUCUAGUCAAGUGGAACUUUGUAACCAGGAGCUUUUGAGCAACUUGUACCAGUGUGAUUUCUAAAUUCAUUAAAGAUUUAACAUAAAUUUAAUAAAGUACUUCCUGCCAAAGCCAGCAAAUAUUCAUAGAUGGAGACCCUAACAUUGCAAUCAGCAGUUCAAAGCCACUGCCAUGGUCUCCAAGUGGUACUAUCCACAGCAGUACCAUAAAUAUCUAGGUAGUCUACUUGGGGCUGUCCUCAGCAGUAGUGAACACUUUGAAAGAUUUCAACCAGAAGUAGGACAUCAGGAUGGAUCAAGCAGGCCCGAAGAGAUGAAAUGUCAGGGAACUUCAGAGAUCAGGAGUAGUUUGUGUAGCUUAAGAGAGAGAGAGAGAGAGAGAGAGAGAGAGAGAGAGAGAGAGAGAGAGAGAGAGAGAGAGAGAGAGAGAGAGACUUAGGACUUUUGAGUGUCGUUUAUUUUAACAAUCUAUGUGUUGAAUUUGUCAGCAUUUUUAAACAUCUACAUGUGAAUUUAGACAAAUAAUUACAUAAAUAAAUAAAGUAAUAAAUAAACAUGUACGUAAAAAAUAUACAUAUAUUUUACUUAAUAAGAAACUCCCAGUCAACUACUAAAAAAUACCAUCUUAAAAGAAAUGCAGUAAAAAGUUUUAUUUUCUUUUCAACUCUGGUGUGAAAAACCAUUCAUCAUUUGAAAAGUAGCACACAGCUUCCCCAUAGUACCAAAUCUUUUGGAAUUUUCCUAGGUCCUUCAUGCAUUUAUAAAAGCUGAAAUACACAAAGAUGAUAGUUUUUACCAGUCUCUUAAGGCAUUCACUACAUUCCAGGGGUUUCAUUACCACGAUGUAAAGUGGGCGUGUUUCCGGAGGUCUUCGAAAAACACCCUUGUUCAAAAAAAAGAGCAUACUACAAAGGACAAAACAGUCUUAAAGAUAGAUUUAUUUUAGAAAUCAAAUAAACAACCGUUGGG
This is a messenger RNA of Tachysurus fulvidraco (yellow catfish), 3012 nucleotides long. RefSeq names its product formyl peptide receptor 2-like. The record is from RefSeq and is a predicted model, not a curated record. Gene Ontology annotation, biological process: inflammatory response; positive regulation of cytosolic calcium ion concentration; phospholipase C-activating G protein-coupled receptor signaling pathway. NCBI's taxonomy places the organism in Eukaryota, Metazoa, Chordata, Actinopteri, Siluriformes, Bagridae. Gene Ontology annotation, cellular component: plasma membrane. Gene Ontology annotation, molecular function: G protein-coupled receptor activity; complement receptor activity. The coding region runs from base 426 to 1460 and encodes 344 amino acids. The transcript is spliced from 3 exons.